Messenger RNA from Pristis pectinata (smalltooth sawfish), 3129 nucleotides. RefSeq names its product high mobility group AT-hook 2 (gene hmga2). Gene Ontology annotation, molecular function: DNA binding; transcription coregulator activity. Gene Ontology annotation, biological process: regulation of DNA-templated transcription. Lineage: Eukaryota; Metazoa; Chordata; Chondrichthyes; Rhinopristiformes; Pristidae. The coding region runs from base 82 to 405 and encodes 107 amino acids. The record is from RefSeq and is a predicted model, not a curated record. Gene Ontology annotation, cellular component: nucleus; chromatin. The transcript is spliced from 5 exons.
AUUACAUUCAACACCAGGGCGGCCGGUGUUACUGCUCCUUGUGUUAACCUGUUGGAAAGAGCCAGAUUGUCAGAAGCCGCAAUGAGCACAAGAGGUGAAGGACCCAGCCAGUCCACGACUCCCCCGGAACAACCUGCAGAGCCACCGCAGAAGAGAGGUCGGGGAAGACCCAAGAAACAGCAGCAAGAACCCACUGGACCACCUACGCCUAAACGACCUAGGGGAAGACCAAAAGGAAGCAAAAACAAGGGUCCCUCUAAAGCAGCUCAAAAGAAAGCUGAGCCCACUGGUGAGAAACGACCUAGGGGUAGACCUAGAAAAUGGCCGCAGCAAGAGGUCCAGAAGAAGCCUGCUCAGGAAGAGGGUGAAGGAACGUCCUCGCAAGAAUCCACAGAGGAAGAUUAAGAAACCACAUUAUUUUACUUCUACCUCAUUCAGCAGUUGGGUCUUUUGAAGGGAGAAGACACUACCUUGACCACUUUUUUUUUCCCAAUUAACAUUGGUCUGUCCACUUUAUCCUGGGGAGAAACACAUCCUCUGAAAGACUUUUGCUAUCUACCUUUUUGUAAUCCCUUCACAGUCCCAGGUUUAGUGAAAAAAAACUGCUGUAACACAGGGGACACAGAUUAAUAAUGCAACAUUUAAUUACUGUUUUCUUUUUUUUAUUCUCAACAUACUUAUAGUUUAUUGAGCUGCUAAGUAAGGGUGAGUGGGUCAAAAAGAGUUAUAUUUUUCAUUACAAUGCACAAAAUAAUGCAAGAAGAAAUCACCAUAUGCACAGCCAAAAUAUGGGCAAUUUGAUAGAACCAAUUUUCCUGCGUAAAAAUGAUGGACAGUAAUGUCCCAAACACCCACCCUCCCUAACUUAGUAAACACCCUGUAUAGAACACCAAAGAUAAGGGAUAGGCACUGCUCUUAGAGAAACUUUAAAGUAGACUUUUUUUUAAUUGAUAUUUUUCACUUACUGUAAUUCAGGAAAAUCCUAGGGCUGAUUUUAUAUAUAUAUUUAAUUCUGCUGUUAACUCAACACCUAAAAAUUAUAUUCAGUAACUGAAGGGAAGAAUGAACAAUUGACAUUUUUUUUUACAGCUCUGUAGGGACAAAAAGAAAUAAAGAAAUUCCACUUCAGUGUAAGUCAUUGAGACCUACAAAGGGAACUGAUUUUCCCCCACCAGUCAGCCAGUAAGAAUCACAUAUACAGGUGACUUUACCUCCAAAGCACUGACAUGUGGCUAGGUUGAGCAAACACAUUUCUUGAUUUUGGGAACACGUGCUGUGCAAUUGAUCCUCAAACCAUUCCUCCUCCUUCCCAACAAUCCAAAAGAAUACUCAGUCAAACCAGCACUUUUAGUGACAGUUGCAAUAUUAUCCCAUUAUCUGUAACUACCUCUGAUUAAUUCAAUUAGUUUGACAGCCUCUCGGGUACAUGCUGCUAUACACAUAAAUGCAGGUUUUUUUUCCAAACUAAUGGACAGAUAAACACUGAUACCUGUUAAUUCAUUUUGGUUCUGCAGUUUAAAUAUUAAUAGAGGAAACCAGAAUACCUGAAAGCAUUUCGAUACUGCAAUAUAAUUGCUGAAUUUUUACGAGUUGCUUAGUGCCAGUUAAUGCAACUCAUUUUCCGUUUGUACUUUUAACUUGAAUAUAAUUUUUUUUUACUGAAUUACUCAUUGCUUUUUAACAGAUCUUUUUUCUUAUGUUACAAUUAAUGAAAUGGAAAUGUCUCUAAUGCUUUUAUUUUUCAUUUUUAUCAGUAGUGUUUGAAAAAUAACUGUCCGAGUUUGUACCUCAAAUGAAUUCAAGGCAAAUGGACUAAUCAGUUGACCAAAACCUACCUCCAGAUAUUAAAAAAGAACAGACUUGUUAUUAGCAACACCAGUUUAAAAAUAUCAUUUAAAAUUUUAGGACUGCAACUAAUCCCUAGUCAAAGUAUUUUUGUAAAAAAAAGAGAAAAAAAAUAACCUUGGACACUAAAGCAUUUUAAAUUACUUUCUAUUCUGAAACCUUCAAAAGAAACGUGAAGCUUUGUAGGUGAAAAAUACAAGCUCAGUUUUUUUUUGUAUAAUUCAAUCAAGAAUAUGUGUUUAAAUUAGUAGAUUGUAAGAAAAGUACUUGAUUCAUAUUUUCAUGUAUUUUACACAAAUGUGAUUUCUUUGUUUUUACCUUUUUGUAAUAUGUUUCAACCAGAUGUAUUUUUAAAUGCUUCUUAUGUAGAGUUUUAUCUUGCUUCUCUGCUUGUCAAUAUUGCUACUUUUAACAUUUAAUGGGCCGGGGAGAUGGGGAGGGGGUAGUUUCUCAGGAGAAUCCGUGACAGUAAGGCUUUAGUGUUGAGCCAAAGUACAACCAAAGCUGAUUCCUUCUGGCUUCUGUCAGAAUUUAUAAAACCUUGGCAUAAACUCGGCUGGCUCCUCAGACAAUAUGGUGCUUAACCUGUCUGUUUACUGAAGACUGAGCUAAUAACUAGUUGUAUUUUCCCCACAUUUUUCCAUUAAUUGAAUCCUCCAACAAAAAAAAAACUGCCUUGCAAUUUUUUAAACUUAGGAUUUGUUUGAAAAUCAUUCCAUGUACUUCGAUUUAAAAGAGAACCCUGUAAAGUUUUACCUCAGUUUUGGUCUAACACAACCUAAGGAAGCCUUUUGUUACGUGUUGGACAUUUAGCUCUGGGAAGCCUCUCAAAUGCUAAUGUUUAUCAUGUAUUUCUCUGUAUGUUGUACAAUCAAUUACACACUACUACCUCUUGGGGCCUACUGUUACCUCAGUUUCAAGCUGAAAACCUAUUCAAUCGUUUAUGGCCAGUAGACCAGAGAGAACAUCAUAAAUUUUUUUAUACAUAGUUUAUUUUUUUGGGAGAUAAAUUUUAUAUGACUGUUCUCUUCUGACUGGUCACCUCAAAGACUGGACAUUUUAACUUUUCUGCCAUUUUACGAAUUUUAGUCUUGGUUUGUGGGGGAGCUUGAAAAUGAUUAGACUGCUCUCCCUGUACCUUGAGUGUGUAACUUUAUUGCUUUGCUAUUCACUUAGAGAAGCUGUCUGAUUGUACUUGGAAAUGCUUGCUUGCUGAGAAGGUUCCUUUUAAGGAUUAUCACUGUCUGUUCAGCACAAAUAAAUGUAAUAACCUCUGUGAUCCCC